AUGGUCCUUCGAGUUCUCAGAUUAGUCAAGAUCAUAGGUCAAAUUAAACGGUUUGUCGGAUUUCUUUUUGAAAAUUUCCAGCUGUUACAUGUAAUAAAUAUCUGACGCGUCUCAGCGCAGUCAAAUCCAACUUUUCACUUUUCAGCUAUUUUUAUCCAUACAUGACAUAAACCGUCUUGUUUUCGGAGGAUACAUUUGUCGUUAUGCCACUCAAAGUUUUUGAGGCCACCAGGUCCAAGUAAUCAGUGUACUUUGUCAAAAAGGAAUUUCUGCUAUUCUUCAAAACUCUUAACUGCCAAUUUAUUUUUAUAAUGUUCAGACUUCGGAGUAGGACUUGCCACACAAACUUUUCUUUCUUUUUUCUUCAAAAAAUAAAUUUAGCCGUCUGCUAAAGUAUGAAUAAUAAAACUGAAUUGAAUUGAAAUUGAAUUGUUCUUUUCCGUCUUUUUUAUGAACAAACAUAAUAUGUUCACUCACAGUAGACACACGGCAACUGUGUCAGUGUGAUGUUUACAGAAGACUGAGAAUUCAACAGACAAGCAAUUUAUAUGGCAAAUGUCCGCCUAAGUUCCAUAAGGCUGUGCAAUUACGUAUUCUAGUUAUGUUUAUUGGAGAAGUUCGUUUAAAGACUCUUCCUUAAGGUUUCAUUGAGUUUCAAGACACUCGAAAAUAAGGAAGGCACUCUGAGGCCUUUUGCUUUCAGUUUUCCGUGUUUGGUAGCUCGGUCAAACGCUCCCAUUUGUUUUUGAAAUAUAAUCAAACCUAGCCUACAAACAUGCCCACUUAGUCCUCUGAAUGAUGGUUUUGUGAAGGUUAGGGACAAUGCUAUUGUCCUGUUUUAUUUUUUUAGUAUUUUUUUCAAACAAUAGCUGUAUUUUUUACUUAACUGAUAAUAAUGACCCGCUUGAUACGGACAGUUUCUAUGGCCCCUUCAAGGUCCCGGCAUAAAGGACGUUUGACUGUAUUACUUCUUCGUUUUUUCAUGUCAUUUUUUGGCCAGAUUUCAGGUCGUUGUUGGAACCGUCAUGCAGAUUGGCCCGGCAAUGGGCACGUAUGGUGCAAUUAUGUUCGUAAGUAUAAUAUCUGUGUUAUUAAAUAAAAUGCUUGUAAAUUUUCGUUAAAAUUGAAACUUGGGUUGCUCGUCACUUCUUAAAAUAUGCUGCUUAAUGACGUCCUUUGGCCCUUUCGAAUCUUCCCAGAAAACAUAUGUUAAACUACUACGAAGAAAGAAGGUUUCAGGUCAUUCUCGUUUUACCUUUGCCCGGUUCAAGUGCGCACCUUUUCACUUAUAUUCUUUGUUUGCUUCCACGUGGCAUGGGAGCGAUGACAGGUCCAAAAAAUAUAAUUUCUCGCCGCAGAAUUUGCGUGAAAACAUGACCAACAUGGCCGCCGUGACGUCAGCUGUAAACCAGCAAUUCGCCAUUUUAGAAAAGAGGAGGAAAUUGCUUCAAGUAAAGACUUCUGGGAACGCUAUCGGAGACUGACGCACUGGUCAGCUAUUGGCCAUUUUUUCCUCUGUCCCCAGUAACAGUCCCAGUUGACCCUAAAGUAGCCUGCAUAGCAAGCGUUUCCGUUUGGUUUCGGAGCAAAGAAAGGCCGAGGAACGAGACUUUCGGUUUUGGCCGCACAAGACAUGGGACGAGAGCCAAAAAAUGAAACUGGGGGAGGAGGGGGAUGGUUAGGGUUACUUGCGCUAUUUUUCGCGCGGUGUUUGACUCUCGUUCCUCGUUCUUUUCUCCGAGACCGCACGGAAACGCUAUAGGCGUGUCUCCCUCUUGCGCGCUCGUUCUUUCUUUCGCCCACUACUUCCAAGCGCCUGCUACGCAGGCUAUUCAUUUUCAUGUUAGUGGUCGGCACCACCGAACCUAGCGAAAUGUUUGGACCCCUUAUUAAAACUUCUGGAGCCGCUCCGUUCUAAAAUGUGUUUCGUUUAUAUUAUUUGUAGGUCUUGUACUACAUGUAUGCCAUUCUGGGAAUGGAGUUAUUCGGUGGUUUGAUCAAAUCGGAAGGCAGUUACCCUUCAUCUGAUAGCAACGGAACGAGUGAAGAAAAUGUCACUGAGUUUUGUGGCAAUAUCAAGCUAAAUGGUUCCGACUUUUAUGCGGAUCGCUAUUGUAAUAACAAUUUUAAUGACAUUCUGAGAUCGUUCAAGGUUCUGUUUGAUUUGAUGGUUGUAAAUCAAUGGCACAGUAUCCUUUGAAUCAAUUUACUUUUAUUAUUUAUUUUAGAUUAAACUUGAAUUUAUAGUUAGUUUCGUUAUUGAAUAGCGCAGCUCCAGGUACGUCGUCGCUGCUUAAGGUCUCUUUUUAGGGAAUUCUGCGACGGGAAUAUUUAGAGCUUUUUUGAGAAUGUUUGGAAACUUAUUAAGAGGGUACACCUACACCCCAGCCUCCUCCCCAGGCGCUUCGUUUUUCGCAUCGUAGAGGCGAGCGCGAAACGCGAGUGACUGGUGAUGCACUGCAAGGGACCGUGGGAUGGGUACAGACGGCAGGCGACGCACGUCUCGCCCGUUGUCUCCUUCCCGCCUUCCUUUGCGCGCACAUUUUCAUCGACAGAGAGACGUCUGGGUAAGAGGCAGUCCACACCCACUGCCGGGCGCGGUAAACAUAUGUAAAGCGCGGGAAAAUUUCGUUAUGGUCAUUUGAACUCUGUAUAGCCGUGUUUGUUUUCUUUUAUUCCUCUGUGACUUCACCAUUUUAAUUAUAUCUUUAACAUGCUUCCAGUUAUAACUCAAGGUUAUGUUCGUGUUACAAACAAGUUUGCGAGGAUUUAUUUCCUGUCAUUUCAUCUUUUCUGUGUUAUCGUGGUUCUCAAGUGAGUACUUUUUUUAGAUAUAGCCGUCGCUUGUCAGCGUUGUAUUAUAAGCCGUCAAUUUUCGUCAAUUACUUGAUAUCAACAGUUUUUGUUUAAACAGAAACGACAUAAAAACCCUUUUUUGAGGUGCAACAGUUUGCGUACGCUGUUGAGCCUGCCUCCAUUUACAGUUAAACCUGUAUUAAGCGGUCACCCAAGCGUGGGAAUGGCUAACUGACCGUUGAUGCAGGUUGAUGGUUAUUAUACAGGCUUAACAACCCUAGGAGCUUUAAUAAAAAAAAAUGAAGAUAAUAAAGCGAAAUAUCCAUCACACGACAAAAUUUAAAGUGACUUCAUAGUGUUUCUACUUCUUAUGGCGUUAAAAGAAAAGUAAGAGUAAGAGACCACUAAACCCCCCCUGCAAACGGACGCAACAUUGUUGGCCAACAACUCCCAGCAUUGUUGGAUUUUACCAUGUUGCGUCCGUCUGCACACCCUGUUGCUUGUUGCUGCGUAUUGUUGGGAGUUGCUGCAUCCGUUUGCACACCACCACCAACACGGACACAACGACUCCCAACAUUGUUGGCCCACCAAUGUUGGGAGUUGUUGCACUCGUUCGCACACCACUACCAACACGGGCACAACAACUCCCAACAUUGUUCGCCCACCAAUGUUGGGAGUUGUUGCACCCGUUCGCACACCACUACCAACACGGGCACAACAACUCCCAACGUUGUUGGCCCACCACUCGUUGUCACCUCGGAAAAAGUGACCACAACCGCUUAAUAGAGGUGACCACUUGAUACAGGUCAGUUUAAAAGUAAUCAAGGGAAACUAUUUUGACUGUAAUUAGUUAAAAGAAACUAUUUUUCUUUGAUUUUCAGUAUAUUUGUGGCGUUCAUCUUAGAAGCCUUUAUGUUGGAAUAUUCAUUCACGCACGGCAAAAUAGAAACUGUGUUCAACAAAAAGAUACAAGAAAAAGGCAUAGGCGUGGGGAUGUAAGUAUUCUUUGUAAUAUACUAUUAUGUUUCACCACCCGCCACCAUACCAACGUCUGUAAAAUCCAGCGACUUUCGGGAGCUAUAUCUUCGUUCGUUUUCAAACUGAACCACUUUCAAAAGUUUGCGACUUUGCUGAUUUAAAGGUGAUGUUACACGAGACAAUUCGCAACAACGAUUUUUAGCGCAACACAGCGUUGCCACAUUAUCGCGACAUUGUUUCGAAUGGUUACAACAUUGUUCCAGCAUUGCAACCCUGUGGGGCGCUAAAAAUCGUCUUUGCGAAUCGUCCCGGGUAACAACGCCUUUUAAGGGCGUUCUUUCCAGGCGUGUUGACGGAUUUUCGCUAACUGGUCCCAGCGAAAAGGUGAAAAAAUAUACUGCGAGCAGCCUCUUAUUUUUCUUUGCAAAGUUACUGCACGCGAAACCUAAGACAUCGUGGUUUGCAAUCGCGCCGGAUGAGAUAAGAACUGGACGGAUUUUAAGACAAAAGGCGGACUACAAGCAGUCUAGUGAAAAAACUGUGAAUGAUCUAUUGAAGAUGCGUUUGCCCCUGGUUCUGUAAAAACUGAUUGAGCACGAUUUAAUCACCUGUUCUAGGUGCCCAGUGAAAGAUAGAGCGGCGUCGAUUCUUUCUCUCGACGACACCGAUGAGGUGAUAAAAGAUCAGGGAAGCAAUGGUUUUACGUCAGUAGAACACCUCGCACUGGACACCGGUUUAAGAUUCAAAAUGCCGAGCCAGCAGAAGAAAAAUGCCGACCUUCUUCUACAGGAGAUGUUUGAGGAUGAGCUGGAGGAAGAUGAUAUCGGACCAAAAGAUGUGGAAGAUUUAGAUGAGCUUGAUGAAUCGGAAGAUAUUAUAGAGGCACAGUCCAAGAGGAGACUGACCUUUCACACAGUUGACGCAGAGUAA
This is a messenger RNA of Porites lobata, 4704 nucleotides long. Lineage: Eukaryota; Metazoa; Cnidaria; Anthozoa; Scleractinia; Poritidae. The record is from the annotation of a GenBank genome assembly.